Molecule: messenger RNA, 1303 nt
Organism: Mytilus trossulus (common blue mussel)
Lineage: Eukaryota; Metazoa; Mollusca; Bivalvia; Mytilida; Mytilidae
Exons: 3
Coding region: 121-780 (219 amino acids)
Source: RefSeq, a predicted model, not a curated record
AUGUCACUUACCUGACAUAGGAAGAUAGUAACUGCAGCUGCGGGUCACCGAGAGUCAGUCUAUCCUAUUAAUUUUUGACAGCGCUUCUUUAAAUGAUUUUUCGCUGACUUCAUUGUCUAUAUGGUGUGUAUACAUUCUUACAACAAGACGCCAUCCAUGAUGCUUCUUCUAUUUAUAACACUAUCGAUUUUUGGAGUUACACAGACUCACGGCCAGUGUGAAUUUUCUCCAUUAAAAACUGAAAUAUCAGCUUUUGGAACACGAAGAUCUUAUUGUGAACAUCUUGUGAAAGAUGGAAUGAGUGUAGCUAAAUUAAGAGUUUUACCUGAAACCACUUUUAAAACAUUGGAUUGCCAUACAUGUACAUGUAAUCAAUAUGGGAUGCGUUGCUGUCCAAGCAACAGGGAUCCACGGUCACUACAAAUACCCAGACAUUGCAGAAUUGUAAUGGAUGGCUGCACACCCACACCAGUUAGAAAAUCAGAUAACAAAACAGACUGUUAUACUGCAAAACCCGUCCAAGUUGUCCGUCAAAACAGACAAAGAAUAAACAACGUAUUAACCACUUUGGACCGAGUUCAGAGAAUGCAGCGACAACAAGUGGCCCGUGGUGGUGAGACCCCAGAAGGUCCUACUCCGGACCAGGUUAUAAUGAUGAUGGCAUUGUCAGGUGCACUAGAGAACCCAUACAACCCUUUGGGAACAUCUGGUGGAAUGUAUGGACCUCCUUUCGAGAAUUCAAUGAUGCCAUUUUUAAUGCUAGGAAUGAUGGGAUCCUAGAGGGUUUAACUUCCGAAAAUAUUAUUGAAAAAAAACCCACCGGUUUUGAUCCAUUUCAAGCUUUAGUACUGCCUUUUAUUAACACCGGCUGCAUAAAAAAUAAUAAUAUGUGCGCGGUUAAUUUAAUUCUUGUGUAGCGAAAACUAUUACCAGUGAUUAUUAUUUAAAUUUAUUUUAGGUUUUAAAAAAUGUUGAUAUUUAGGUAUUAUCUGUUAUCAGACAAUUUGAAUUACUAGUGGUCAAUGAAGAAUUUUUUUCAUUAUUGACACCAUGUAAUUUUAAAACAAGUAUCCAGUUAUCUUACAUUUUUUUUUACUAGUGUAUUUUACUCUUUGUUUACCAUCAGUGUUGAAAAGAUUUAAGUUGUUCGAACUCCGUAAGAAUAACAUGUAAUAACAUAGAUGGAAAACUAGCCCGGUAAAUAAUAUGCAAAUAAUCCGGUAACGUUUAGAUUAUGAUAACAUAUGUGUUGUGCAGUAUUUUUUCCAAUUAUUUUUUAAUAAAUAUUUCAAUUUUGUGAUAA